AUUGGAUUAUUGAAACAAAUAAACGUAGUUGCUCAUGCUGAACUAGCUACUCUUCUUGAAGGCGAAGAAACAAUUAAUGAUUUUGCUAAACUUUCACCAGAAGAAAUUUUAAUUCGAUGGGUAAAUUAUCAUUUAAAAGGAACAGAUAGUGAAACACGUAUGGAGAAUUUCUCUUUUGAUGUUCGAGUAAGUUAA
Schistosoma turkestanicum is the source of this 195-nucleotide messenger RNA. The record is from the annotation of a GenBank genome assembly. NCBI's taxonomy places the organism in Eukaryota, Metazoa, Platyhelminthes, Trematoda, Strigeidida, Schistosomatidae.